AGUCAUUUCGACCAGCCUCCUGCUGAACGGGACAUCUUUGGAGUGAGCACCACACUUCAGGGUGACCAUGAGGACUCCUGGCCACGCUGCCAUAAGAUGGCUGUUUUGGAUGCCCCUGGUGUAUUCUGUGGCAAUGGGGCAACUGCAGAGAGACCCUACCCUGGACUACCACUGGGACCUCUGGAAGAAAACCCACGAGAAAGAAUACAAGGAUAAGAAUGAAGAAGAAGCACGGCGUCUCAUCUGGGAAAAGAAUCUGAAGUUUAUAAUGAUUCACAAUCUGGAAUACUCUAUGGGAAUGCAUACCUACGAAGUGGGCAUGAACCAUAUGGGAGACAUGACCAAUGAAGAAAUCUUGUGUCAGAUGGGUGCCCUGAGAAUUCCCAGCCAGUCUCCGAAGACUGUCACUCUCAAGUCACGCUCUAAUAGGACAUUGCCUGACACUGUGGACUGGAGAGAGAAGGGCUGUGUCACUGAUGUGAAAUACCAGGGUUCUUGCGGUGCCUGCUGGGCUUUCAGUGCCGUGGGGGCCCUUGAAGGGCAGCUGAAGCUGAAAACGGGGAAGCUGGUGUCCCUCAGUGCUCAGAACCUGGUGGACUGCUCAAACGAAGAAAAGUACGGGAAUAAAGGCUGCGGGGGAGGCUACAUGACCGAAGCUUUCCAGUACAUCAUUGAUAACGGGGGCAUCGAGGCAGACGCUUCCUAUCCCUACAAAGCCAUGGAUGAAAAGUGUCACUAUAACUCACAGAAACGAGCUGCCACGUGUUCAAGGUACAUUGAGCUCCCCUUUGGCGAUGAGGAUGCCCUGAAAGAAGCGGUGGCCACUAAAGGGCCUGUCUCUGUGGCCAUCGACGCCAGCCAUUCCUCCUUCUUCCUCUACAAAAGCGGUGUCUAUGAUGACCCCUCCUGUACUGACAAUGUGAAUCAUGGUGUUCUUGUGGUUGGCUAUGGGACUCUUGAUGGCAAAGAUUACUGGCUUGUGAAAAACAGUUGGGGCAUUCACUUUGGUGAUCAAGGAUAUAUUCGGAUGGCAAGAAAUAAUAAAAAUCAUUGCGGGAUUGCUAGUUAUUGCUCUUACCCAGAAAUCUAAACCAUUUCUUCUUUUUCUAACAAGUCACAAAGAUGGAAUCUACUCUAACUUAACUUGCCUGCUCUAUCCAGAGGAGCCAGGUGUGUCGUGAUCAGUGUGUAGUUACUGUUCUAACUAGGUUACAGAUUGUUUGCUUUAUAACUUUACCUCUCUCUGAAAAGUCUGUAAACUAGAAUGUACUGUAGAUGGAGCUCUAUCAGUGUCUGUCCCCAUUUUUGUUGUCUAAUGUUUUCUAAUAACCGUUUGUAACAUGAUAGCCCCAAAGUGCUUAAUAAAAUCUGUCAUUUCAAAUCUC
This is a messenger RNA of Mus pahari (shrew mouse), 1385 nucleotides long. RefSeq names its product cathepsin S (gene Ctss). The record is from RefSeq and is a predicted model, not a curated record. Gene Ontology annotation, molecular function: cysteine-type endopeptidase activity. Gene Ontology annotation, biological process: immune response. Gene Ontology annotation, cellular component: lysosome. The coding region runs from base 68 to 1090 and encodes 340 amino acids. Lineage: Eukaryota; Metazoa; Chordata; Mammalia; Rodentia; Muridae. The transcript has 8 exons.